This is a messenger RNA of Culex quinquefasciatus (southern house mosquito), 408 nucleotides long. Its product is annotated as COX assembly mitochondrial protein 2 homolog. The record is from RefSeq and is a predicted model, not a curated record. Lineage: Eukaryota; Metazoa; Arthropoda; Insecta; Diptera; Culicidae. The transcript is spliced from 2 exons. Bases 126 to 383 code for a protein of 85 amino acids.
GCAAGUUCUUUUCAUUGAGUCGUGAAAUUCGUGAACAGCAAGUUGUGUAACUUUCCUUGUUAAUCAGUAAAAUUGGUUUAAAAAUCAUUCAAAACCCAAAACAAAGCUUCUUUUACACGUGACUAAUGCAUUCGGAUCUCUCCGCCCAUCUCCACACGCCAGAGUGCAAUCAGCUGAUUGAUUUGUUGAAAAAUUGCCACGAAGAGAACAAAUUUGCCAAAUUCAUCGGCGUGUGCAACACCAUCGACCAGCAGGUCGUCAACUGUCUGCGCGGUGAACGGCGCGAGCGAAGUCGCGUGAACCGGCAACAGGCCGCGGAGAAGCAACGCCGCGUCCAGGAACGGAUGAAGCAGUUCGAACAGCAGGAACCCAAAUCGAACUAACCAUGAGCGCCGCCGAUCUGGAAGG